Talaromyces proteolyticus is the source of this 1853-nucleotide messenger RNA. RefSeq lists its product as uncharacterized. The record is from RefSeq and is a predicted model, not a curated record. The transcript is spliced from 3 exons. NCBI's taxonomy places the organism in Eukaryota, Fungi, Ascomycota, Eurotiomycetes, Eurotiales, Trichocomaceae. The coding region runs from base 459 to 1853 and encodes 464 amino acids.
GCCUGCGCUAUGGGCAUUAUAUGUUUCUAAUCUAGUCUACACUCUGAAUUUUGAAAUAUGAAUCUUCUAUGUCUGGCAAUAUCUAAAAUUCUUUGAAAAGAGUCAAGCUGUGAUCCUGAGAACCGGGUUCUCAGCUGCACUGCGCCAGCAUAUCUACCCCUCUCUUGUAUCCCUCCUGGGAUUGAGAAAUAUCUUGACGACUCUCACAUCACCUUCACUUUGUAUUCCUGUCUUCAUGACAACCUACCGUCCUUUGUUUGCACGGUAGCCUCAGGAGUUGGAGAUAUCAUUUUGCAUGAUUUUUUCCUUUCUAUGACCUUUCACUCACAUAGUGACACAGGACUUUGUUUCAUACCCUCUGCUCAGUCAGGAUUCUUGCACCUAUUUUUGGACAUUCAAUUUCUGCAUCGCGUCUCAACACCCACACAUGCUGGUAUAAUUACGAAAACCUUGUCGCCAUGGCUAACGAGAAGAAAAAGCGCCCGGCCAAGCGCAGUAUUGUACGCUGGGAUGAAAACCUGAACGAGUUGCUCCUCCUAUCCAUCCAAUCCGUUUGCAACAAGGAACAUGUUAAGAUUCCUUGGGCACAAGUGGCUGAGACUAUGGGAAACAAUAUAACCGAAGGAGCAGUGGUUCAACACCUUGCUAAAUUGCGCACUCUUCGUGUUAAAAUGGACAAGGCAGUACCUCCUCCUCUUCGUCGAGGAUGGACUGGUGCAAUAGCAUCGUCAUCUAAAUCAACCGACGCGUCGCUGGGCCAAGGCCAAGAGCAAGCCCAGAAGGAGAAGCCAAAAAGCCAGGCUAAGAAGCGUGCUCAUACUGAUGAGGAGUGUUUCCAAGAUAAGUCCGACCAUGAAGACUCGGACUGGGAGCCUUCACGCCACAGCAACAGUAGUAAAAAGAAGUGCAAGUCCUCUCAGAAAAAGUCCAUACUCACCCCACUGCGCAAUGGGCUUGUUGAUGCCGAGGGAAAACCAAAAUCCGAUGGCGAAGGUCAAAGUUCCGAUUCUGAGUUAGUUGCUGUAAAUGCACCAUUCCUGAAGUUCCUUGGAAGUGGUGAAGACGACGAGCGGGCUUCCAACGUGGUAAAUCCAGAAGAUGAAGCCAAGGUUGAAGAAAAGAAGUCCUAUAUUAUUACACUUAAGCCUGGCAAAAAGGCUCUUAGCAUGAUUUUACACAAAGGUAUUGGUGUCUAUCACGAGAGAGACCCGGAGAAAAGAUGGCAUCUGCCAGCUUCUGAUCCAAGGACUGGCACUUGGGGGUUUUCGAAGGACUAUUACGGGCCCGUUCUUACGGACUAUAGCAACUCACAGAACCCCGGCCUUCUUCGAGGAGAAUGGCCUCAAGAAGUGGUGAUACGACAAUACAGCGCGCCGCAGCAAGUUGCAUGGGCAGACGAAACACAUGAUCCAGAUCCAAGAAUCGUUCACCCUGCACACUGGCUCAACGACGAGCAUUGUGACCCUCAGUUGAAAUUUCAUCGCAAGCUUCGACCAUUGGAGCAAAACAAUUCUGCAGCGCGCGUCUUGGACCAAGAGCGCCCGGAGUACAAGGAAUACGUGGAAAAGCACAGGGAGCUACCCACCUAUUUCGACCCAAGUUGGAACACUGCGCCUACUCUUGGUGCGACAAAAAACUCUCAUGCUGCUGACUUUGAGGUUGCUCGCCCUCAGCUCGACGGAGACGAGAGUAAACCCGCGCUGAUUGACGAGAAAUGGACCAGCACUAUUGACCAGGAAGUCGAUGAUAGCCACGGUGAGAUCCCACCUGGCAGGAUCUUUGAUUUUGAACAAAUUUUCAACACUGAUGAUGCUAUCGACGAAGCAAAGGACCUCGUUUGGUGGCAAGAUUGA